AAACUCGCCGAGCCCUCCACCACACGCCGAGACUUGCUCUUCUUCUUCUUGUUGUUGAGGAAUAGAUAGAUAGAAUUCUGGGGCAGCCGGGGCCCGAGAUCGGCGAGGAGCCGUCCGGCCGGCCGUGCUUGCUUGCGCCAUUGAUACAUCCUUCCAUCUCAUCUACUAGAGAGGGAGUUGUAGCAGCAGAUCCACCCAACACAAUGGAGACCUGGGACAGCGUUCCCUCCACCACGCCGCUCCCCUACGCCUACUCGCCGCUCCCGGCCGCCGACGCCGCCUCCGCCGAGGUCUCCGGCGCCGGCCGAGCCAACGGCCGCCGCAGGCCGCUCUGCGCCGCCGCGCUCGUGCUGUCCGCCGCGCUGCUCCUGGCCGUCGCGGCGCUGGCCGGCGUCCGCGUCGCGCCCUCGCGCCCCAUCACGGUGGGAGUGGGAGAGACGACGACUGCGGCGAGGAGCAGGGGCCCCGCGGCCGGCGUGUCGGAGAAGACGUCCGGCGCGCAGGGGAUGCUGCGCGGCGGCAACGCCUUCCCCUGGAGCAACGCGAUGCUGCAAUGGCAGCGCACGGGAUUCCACUUCCAGCCGCAGAAGAACUGGAUGAACGAUCCCAACGGCCCUGUGUACUACAAGGGGUGGUACCACCUCUUCUACCAGUACAACCCCGACGGCGCCAUCUGGGGCAACAAGAUCGCGUGGGGCCACGCCGUGUCCCGCGACCUCGUCCACUGGCGCCACCUCCCGCUCGCCAUGGUGCCCGACCAGUGGUACGACAUCAACGGCGUCUGGACGGGCUCCGCCACCACCCUCCCCGACGGCCGCCUCGCCAUGCUCUACACCGGCUCCACCAACGAGUCGGUGCAGGUGCAGUGCCUCGCCGUCCCCGCCGACCCCGCCGACCCGCUCCUCACCAACUGGACCAAGUACGACGGCAACCCCGUGCUGCUCCCGCCGCCGGCCAUCGGCCCCAAGGACUUCCGCGACCCCACCACCGCCUGGUUCGACCCCUCCGACCGCGCAUGGCGCGUCGUCAUCGGCUCCAAGGACCCGCACCACGCCGGCAUCGCCGUCACCUACCGGACCAAGGACUUGGUCCACUUCGACCUCCUCCCGGGGCUCCUCCACCGCGUCGAGGGCACCGGCAUGUGGGAGUGCAUCGACUUCUACCCCGUCGGCACCAAGCCCUCCAACCAGCACAACGGCAUCGACAUGUCCGACGCCAUCUCCGAGAACGGCGUCGCCGGCGACGUCGUGCACGUCAUGAAGGCCAGCAUGGACGACGACCGCCACGACUACUACGCGCUGGGGCGCUACGACGCCGCCGCCAACGCCUGGACGCCGCUCGACCCGGCGAGCGACGUCGGCAUCGGCCUCCGCUACGACUGGGGCAAGUUCUACGCCUCCAAGACCUUCUACGACCCGGCCAAGCGCCGCCGCGUGCUCUGGGGCUGGGUCGGCGAGACCGACUCGGAGCGCGCCGACGUCGCCAAGGGCUGGGCGUCGCUGCAGUCGCUCCCCCGCACCGUGCUGCUCGACACCAAGACCGGCGCCAACCUCCUGCAGUGGCCCGUCGAGGAGGUGGACGCGCUCCGCACCAACUCCACCGACCUCAGCGGCAUCACCGUCGACCACGGCUCCGUCUUCCCGCUCAGCCUCCGCCGCGCCACCCAGCUCGACAUCGUCGCCGAGUUCGAGCUCGACCGCCGCGCCGUCAUGGCGCUCAACGAGGCCGACGUCGGCUACAACUGCAGCACCAGCGGCGGCGCCGCCAGCAGGGGCGCGCUCGGCCCCUUCGGCCUGCUCGUCCUCGCCGACAAGCACCUCCACGAGCAGACGGCCGUCUACUUCUACGUGGCCAAGGGGCUCGACGGCGCCCUCACCACGCACUUCUGCCAGGACGAGUCGCGCUCCUCCUCCGCCAACGACAUCGUCAAGCGCGUCGUCGGUAGCGCCGUCCCGGUGCUCGACGGCGAGGACACGCUCUCGCUCCGGGUGCUCGUGGACCACUCCAUCGUCGAGAGCUUCGCGCAGGGCGGCAGGUCCACCGCCACCUCGCGCGUCUACCCGACCGAGGCCAUCUACGCCAACGCCGGCGUCUACCUCUUCAACAACGCCACCGCCGCGCGCGUCACCGCAAAGAAGCUCGUCGUGCACGAGAUGGACUCGUCAUACAACCACGACUACCUUUAAUUUCUUCAUCAGAUCAUCGUCUCCAUUAUAUUUUUGAGCCAUCCACGGCUUGUACUUAUUGUUAAUUCCGAUCCAAGCAUGCCUCUCGAUUUUUGUUUAUCUUUCUUUUCUUCUUUUUAAUCUCCUCCUCUCCUAAGCAGGCUAUAUAAUUUUUGUUUCUGGUUCCAUUACCUUACUGUUAUUAUUAUCAUCAAGCUAGCGCUCGAGGCCUUGUUCCAAUUGUACUAUGUACAUAGUGGUGUAUCACCAUGAGCAGGCUAUCAAUGCCCCCACACAUAUAUAGCAGAGUUUAAUUA
Messenger RNA from Panicum virgatum (switchgrass), 2482 nucleotides. RefSeq names its product sucrose:sucrose 1-fructosyltransferase-like. The record is from RefSeq and is a predicted model, not a curated record. Bases 204 to 2186 code for a protein of 660 amino acids. Gene Ontology annotation, molecular function: beta-fructofuranosidase activity. Lineage: Eukaryota; Viridiplantae; Streptophyta; Magnoliopsida; Poales; Poaceae. Gene Ontology annotation, biological process: carbohydrate metabolic process. The transcript is spliced from 2 exons.